GGUGACCUUCCCGGCAGCCCUUGCUGGUUCUGCCCCAACCAAACAAAGGCGACGGGAGGUUUUCAAACAGCCGCUUCCCUGAAAGUUGGCUGCGGUAGAGCUGGGCUGCGCUGGCACCUGGCUGGUGCCGGACACCGGAGAACGCGGCAGCGAGUUGGUGCCGUCGCCUGAGAGGACCCCGGCAGCCGUCGGGAGUCCCUGCUUCUGCAGAGGACAGGCCAUUUAGAGCCACCUCCGCAGGGGAACUGCUCCGCUCCGGUGCCAGUGGGAUUGGGGCACAUUCUCUAAACGCUGCCUGAGCCUGAGGGCGCUUGUCCCGUGUGCUGUGCCGACUUGCAACUGGCGCUUCAUUUGUCCUUCCUGUUAAUUGGCUUUGCGUUGUGGUGGCGACUACAGAGGACUCUCCUUGAAGCCCCAGAGAUCCAGGUGAUCAGUGGGUCGUUCUGCCCACAGCAACACUGGCAUUUCUUUAUCAUGGUGAGGUACAGGACGGUGUCAUCUCCAGACCCAAGGGCGGGCUCUGCAGCACCAGAAACACAUGGAGUUUCUACAGUUCUGCUUGCUGUGACCUUCUGGGCCACCAGGGAAGCGCAAUGGAGUCCUGCCAGCUUCGCGCGACGAACCAUCACUUGCCAGGACUCUCUCCAGGCUUCCUGAGACACUGAGUUGCUGCUUGAGGUCCUGACUGCUUCUGAUUCCUCACUGUGCUGCUGGCAGGGUGGGAUUGAUGUCCACUUUGGGACACUGGGCAGAGCCAAGCCCAUCGCCAUCCUCUGUGCCUUUGGCAGACUGGGGGACCAAGCUGGAUCCCUCUCUCUAAAGGGGUUCCAGGUGAGCAAGGGACAGGCUUGGGGCUGUCCACAUUCACUCUGGGGCUGUCCACAUUCACUCUGGUGACCCCUCCUUCACCCUUUCCACUUGGGAACCGUGUCACUGCUGGGGAUGGCACCACAUGGACACAGAGCAAGGGUCAGCAGCCUGGCAGCAAGGCACUAGGUGAGCCUGAGCACUGCCACAGGGCACGGAGCUGCCCGGGGGUGCCAGCAUCCCAGCACGGACACACUCCGGGGAUGUAGGUGCAGGGCGCGGGAGGAGCUCCGGCACGAUGGGCCGGCUGGACGACCAUGCCAAGAGGAGAAUCGUGGAGCUGCGCAGGGCCGGGCUGAGCUUCCGCAAGAUCAAGAAGGUGCUGGAGCUGGAUGAUAUCCGAGUGACGCCGCAGGCCGUGUACCUCUUCCUCAAGAGGAAGAGUGUGGAGCCGGGGUCAGCGGCAGCUGGCUGGGAUGGGGACCAGCCCUGGCAGGGGCACGAGGCUGAGCUCCCCAGGCUGCUGGGCACCCAGCACCCUGCACUGCCCACCGGGGAUCCUGUGGGCAGCCAGGACACCAAGGAAGGCAUCCAGAUUGUCAGCGUGGCCUCACUCUGCAAGGAUGGUGGGCAGCUUGGGGACACUUUGGCUAUGGGGCUGGCCCCUGGGAAUGGUGAUGACAGCUCCACAGGCACAGCCCUGGCUCCAGGGACUGCUCUGAGGGGCCUUGCCCCCCUGCCCCAGACACUGCCCAGCCGAGGGCAGCUGGUCACACCUCCCACCCAGAACUCAGCUCUGAUGGUGAAAAAGAAGACAGUGGACAGGGCUAUCCUUCUGCAGAAAAAGGUCAAAGAUGCCAGCACUCAGACUGCCUUGCCAGACUCUGUAGGUCUGGGCAAUCACAGCCUUGCUUGCAGCGGAGCAGUGCCCCCCCCUGCUCCCAGCUGCCCUGCCAUCGCUGAGAAGCUGGCUGCUGUGCAGCUGGAGGUGCAGAAGCUGAGCCAGGCCCUGCAUGCGGUGCUGGAGCGGCAGUGCCACCUGGAGCGCCAGCAGGAGCAGCAGCAGCGGCUGCAGCAGGAGGUGCUGGUGACACUGCAGCAGCUCAGCUCCACCGUGAGCCACAGCACUGUGCCUGCCACCCAGCCCUGUGGGCCCUUCAGCAGCGUGGCCGAGCCCUCGCCCAGCAUGCCAAACUUCAGCCAGUUCAAGAUGGAGCUGAUCUGAGCUCCCACAAGGCCUGUGUGUGCCAGCAGUCCUGUGCCAGUGGAGCCAGGAGGAAGAACCAUCUCCCAGAGGCUGCCCAAGGAUUACAUGCAGCACCCAGCAGAUAAGGUUCCUCCCUGGUGCCUCAUCUUCCCAGCCCUGCUGACUGGAAGGGGCUGCCUGGCACAAGAGGCUGGACGGUGGAAGGCUGAGGCCUUGCUCCUCACGUGCUGCUGAUCCUGGCUGGCACUGGGGCUGGCUGGGGCCCAUGGACCUCCGGAGAAUGCAGUUGCCUGCAAGGAGAAGAUGCAGCUAACAUGGACACAGCAGGGAGGCGGGGCUCCAGGGAUACAGGGUGCUACCUUCUCUUAUGGGUCAAUGCCACAAUGAUCAAUCUUGCCCUUCCCUCCACAGGAGCUUGUUCAGUAAAAAUCUGUCUACACCACAGUGCAGAA
Molecule: messenger RNA, 2466 nt
Organism: Melospiza melodia melodia
Lineage: Eukaryota; Metazoa; Chordata; Aves; Passeriformes; Passerellidae
Exons: 5
Coding region: 1106-2032 (308 amino acids)
Source: RefSeq, a predicted model, not a curated record